CGGUUCGUCGUCAGCUCCGUCAUCCGCGAACGACAGGGCUAAGAAUCGUUGACGUAGAAAAAAAAAAAAAAGAAACGAUUAAACGCGAGGGCGAACCAAGAAUCCAAUCGAGACGCAGUAUCCAAUCUAGGAUACCUACGAAUCUCUCGAGUAUCCUGUUUGAAACGUCGCUCUAGUUACCGGAUAUAGUGACAUAUCGUUGGUGGUAGUGGUGGUGGUGGUGGUGCACGAGUGCGCGUAGGGUGGAGGUACUGUGUUAGGGCAGUUCGGUAGCUUCUGAAAGCUGAACGCGGUGAAAAGUCGAGUAAAGAUAAGGAGGAAACGUGGAAAGGUAUCGUGGGACGGGGGUGGAAGAAUGAAUAGAAUAAUCCAACGAGUGUUGUAAACGAUCGAGCAAGAGUGAUAACACGAGGGAGAAAAGGUGUUCGUUCGCGAGGGUGUACCGGUAGGGUGGUGAACUGCAGUCGUUCGUUGGAUCCGAACGACGGAUCGUCGAUCCACUCUCUCCGGAGAGUGGGAAAAUUUCGCUCGAGUUUCGUCGGGUAGCAAUGGCGUCGAGCGUGACUCCGUCGAGGGGUAGCUCGAUCAAGGAAAGUUGCACCGGUGCUCGAACGACCGGGAGCAGGUUCACGUGAGCCCACCCCAUGCUACUAGACCCGUCCACCGUGCCACCUCGUGAUCGAACCGACCCCGAACUGCUGCGUCGAGUAUCCUCUCGAACACGGUUAUCCUUGUUCCUUCUGGUCCGGUGAACCGCGGAAUCAACGGACGUACACGAUGAAAAGGGUUCGCAAGAGGCAGCCGCAGAAGAUCAAGGACCGGUCGCGCGAGUGACAGUGUGCCAGUGCGUGUACCGAACCGUCAUCCGGCUGAUUCCUCGACUCUCUAAGUUCGUCUACGGCCAGUCUAUCAUCCCCUCUCCUCAUCCGUCCUCGUCAUCCUGGUCGUCGAAGGGAACGAGGAAUCUCCCUUCGACGACACGGUCUGCUCGACGAUCGCCAUGCCGUGGAAAUACGCGUUACCGGUGUGACCCACGACAGACUGGACGAAAACGAACCGGGCUCCACGAAUCCCGACAAGACGAAGAGGAGGAAGAAGAGGAAGAGGAAGAAGAAGAGGAAGAAGAAGAAGAAGAAGGAAGUAGCCUGGUGGUGUUGGGUGGUGGGUGGAGGAAGGAGGUGAAGGUGGUUGGGCUGUUUUUGUAGGAUAAUCUAGACAAGCUGGCGGACCAGAAGGAAGGUGGAUCGACGAUGCAGGGCAAGGAGAGCCCCGUCGGGUCCAACACCCAGGAGACCCAUCAGUAUGUUGGCCCUUAUCGACUGGAGAAAACUUUGGGCAAGGGCCAGACCGGAUUGGUCAAGCUCGGGGUGCACUGUGUGUUGGGCAAGAAAGUGGCGAUCAAGAUCAUCAAUCGGGAGAAAUUGUCGGAGUCCGUGUUGAUGAAGGUGGAACGAGAGAUAGCGAUCAUGAAGCUGAUCGAUCAUCCUCACGUGCUCGGCUUGUCGGAUGUAUACGAGAACAAGAAAUACCUAUAUCUCGUUCUGGAACACGUUUCCGGCGGGGAGCUUUUCGACUAUUUAGUGAAAAAGGGUAGACUAACGCCGAAGGAAGCGAGGAGAUUUUUUCGACAGAUCAUUUCUGCGUUAGACUUUUGUCAUAGUCAUAGUAUAUGUCACAGAGACUUGAAGCCUGAAAAUCUGUUGCUGGACGAGAAGAACAACAUCAAGAUCGCGGAUUUCGGGAUGGCGUCUUUGCAACCUGCCGGAUCGAUGCUGGAAACUAGUUGCGGUUCCCCUCAUUACGCCUGCCCCGAAGUUAUACGAGGUGAAAAGUACGACGGUAGGAAGGCGGACGUUUGGUCGUGCGGGGUGAUACUUUACGCGCUUCUGGUAGGCGCGUUGCCCUUCGACGACGACAAUUUAAGGAACCUGUUGGAGAAAGUGAAGCGUGGUAUGUUUUACAUACCUCACUUCGUGCCGCCCGAGUGCCAGAACCUUCUGAAGGGUAUGAUCGAGGUGGAUCCGGACAAGAGGCUGACGCUGGCGGAAAUAAACAGGCACGUGUGGGUGACGGCGGCUGGCAAGGGCGAAUUGGAACUGGAACUGUCGAUGAUGGACGUGGUGCAAACCCACGUUAUUCCGUCCGUGGAUGCGAUCGAUCCAGACGUGUUACAGGCGAUCGCGAGCCUGGGUUGUUUCAAGGAACGGGAGAAACUUAUUCAAGAACUCCUCAGCCCGAACCACAACACGGAGAAGGUGAUUUAUUUCCUGUUGCUCGAGAGGAAACGAAGAAGACCGGCGUGCGAGGACGAAUUAGAGGUAAUGAGAGGAGGGAUGCGAGGAUCCUCGGGACAAUUGGAAGCGGAUCCACCGAGGAAACGAGUGGACACGUGUCGAGUGAACGGAAGCACGGCCCUGAAUCUCGGGGAAAUCAGCCACGGAUCUCCUUUAACCCCAAGGAGGCAGUCCAGUGCCAGGCAUCAUGCUCGUCGUUCGCCGAGCACCGGAGGCUGCCACACGCACGCGUCGCAUUCGCACGCUUCGACGCCAGGCAGCUCGCCGUUACACGGUUCGAACGCGGUCGCGGGUCUCCUCAGUCCCCACAGGGCACCACCGUCGUUGCACUUAGGACAGACCGGAAGUCCUCACCGGCUGUCCACGGUGACGACCACCGCGGGCAACGGAAACACGGCCAAUUCGCCCGCCGCCACUCCGGUCCCGGCUCUGCCCAGCAGCGUCGGGAUAGAGAUAAACGACGUUCAACAGGUCGCGGUCGGCGUUACACCGCCAGGCUCGCCCCAUACUGGAGCCGGUUCCGGCGCCCAUCACUGGAGGUCCAGGCUAACAACCAUCAAGAACUCCUUCCUUGGAAGUCCCCGAUUUCAUCGGCGCAAAUUGCUCACGAGUACCGAGGAGGUAAGUGGAUCGAAACUUUCCUUCCAAUUACAUAUUUCUCAAAUUCAACCGUUCUGUAAUCUACAGGUACACCUCACUCCGGAUUCCUCUCCGGAGCUAACGAAGAAAUCGUGGUUCGGUAGUUUGAUGACCACGGAAAAGGACGAAACGUUCACGGUUCUCGUUAAAGGGAAAGCAUUGGCCAGCGUGAAAGCAGAUUUGAUUCACGCUUUUUUAUCGAUAGCAGAAUUAUCCCACAGCGUGAGCUCCCCCAUGUCCUUCAGAGUGGAAUACAAACGAGGAAGCACGGCACCCGCGAUGUUUCAAAGACAAGUCAGAUUCCAAGUGGACAUCAGUGCGAUUUCGAAGCAACCGAACGAACCACUGUUCGCCAUUACUUUCACUCUGCUGAGCGGAAACAUUCGACGAUUCCGAAGGGUCUGCGAGCACAUACAGUCACAGGUGUGCUCGAGAAACGUGGGAAUGAAUUUGGGAGGUCAGAGCAGGGCGGCACCACCCAGUCCAAGGGCGUCGCGAAAAUUCGCCGCCACGGAGAUGAGCGAAAGUUCGAGCUGCGGUAGCGACACUAGCGAACGACUGUUCCUUAGUCCGCAUCCAGCUACCAGACAGGUAGUCUGUUUCAACAAGAUCGAUUCGGACCUCGAAUCGGACACGUCCGUAUUCGACGUGAAAUCGCCGAGCAGGGAAAACGGUCGUCGAAGUUCCACGUCGACGAACAACAACAAUCCGCUGCCGGGCGACGCGACGCCGACGCCCGGAAGUCCGACGAAGGCGGUCCGCAGCAACUCGGAGAGCCAGAACACACCGGAGAAGAAAUGCGUGACCACGAUGAGCGGCAACAAUAUAGCGUGAUACUACCAGAACUUCCGUUUCGAGUUUCGAUCGAGCCUGAAGAAUUUAUGGGACAGCGCCCAGAGAUUCUGGUGAGUCUCGUGCGAGCAGUUUCCGAUCCGAGAAACGAUCCAACGAUACCGCGCGCCGAUCACGAGAUAAGACGAUGCUUCUACGGAGGAGAGAGAGAGAGAUAAAGGGACGACUUCGACGAGAAUCAAAUGGAGAGUGAAAGACUAAGGCGAAAAGCGACGAUGCUAGAAGUUUCGAAAGGCACGAUUUGUUGAGAAAAUAACGAGACCGAAACGAUUAGAAUUUCAGUUGAUUGCGAAAAUAAUUAAUCGGCGAUUGGUGCUAUGAAGAUAAAAAGAGAGAGAAAAAUAAUCAUUGAAAAUAGAAAGCUUAAGCGUAAGGAACUUUGCAAUAAUAUAUCAGUCUUGCUAUUUUCGAAACGGACCACGUGAAAAAUCAAAGGAUUAUGGAAAACGGAAGAGCUGUUUCAGUCUAUAUGGAAGAAAUUGAUUAGUCUUUGAAGAAGCCAAGAAUUUGAGAAAGAGAAUAAGCUGCAUAUAAAAUCAAACACACCAUGAGAAGUUCGAAAUUUGACUUCCAAUUCAUUUUUAACAGGAACGGUGGGGAAAAUUUGUGCCGCAACGCGGAAUUUUUCGUGAUUCGACUUUCGUUCCGCCGCUAGAAUCGUUGCUUUUUUUUUUUUUUUGUUUCAAGUGAAGUGCAAUAUAUCUAAUAGUGACGUUUUACCGAUAUACGCAUCGGAUCGUGUCGUUGUAAGAGUGCUUUAUUUGGUACGUAUGUACAUUCUGUUGUGUAUCGUCAAUUUUAGCGAUGAACCGCGAAAGAAAAGCCGGAAAGAUUAAUUCGAAAAAGAAAAUUUAGUUAAAACAAUCUUUAAUUAAUCCUCCUGGCUUUUCGAAAUUCAACGCUUGUUUUCACUGAGGCAUUUAUCGUGAAUGUUAAUUAAUUGCAUCCCACGAUACACCGAGCAAUUCGUUGUUGCAUAGACGUUUAACCGUUCCAAUUACUCGAUUCAUUGAUUAAUAUUAAUAUCGGUCAUACAUUAUUAAACCAUCGAUCAAACCGUGACUCUGCUUCGUUCGUUUCACGUGUCUCCUCGAUUUUCUCGUUCGUAUCGAUUAAUUUAUUCGCAAACAUUCCAUUACACCAGUCGAUACAUCACAGCUCAUUAACGUAUCGGUCGAUUUUCAGCUGUCGAACAAUUUUCCCAUGAAAUAGCAUUAAUUCUUAGCGUUCAACUCGAUAUCGAAUGCCCAGCUGUUUUAUUUUUCCGAUACUCAACUCAGGAACGAGAAAAAUUCCAUGAAACGAGGAAAAUCGAGGAUCGCCGAGAGUUUCUCGACGCGUAACUGAAAGAAAACGAAGAUACGCAUUAACGAGGUAAAUGAAAAGAAAAAAUGGUAAAGAAAAAUGAAACGCAACGAUCGCGUUGAGAGAUUUAUUUUUUGCACGCACGAGAAAAACAUUUCAAAAGACUAAUAUAUAUAUAUAAAUAUAAAUACGAAUAUAGAUAUAUAAAUAAAUGAAUAAAUAAAUGAAUAUAUUAUAUAUAUAUAUAUAUAUAUAUAUACGUACAUGAGUAAGUAGGUUUCACUUGUAAGAGGUACGCGUUACAACGCGUAAGGCUUCUUGUUUGCUACCCGCGCGGAAACUAAACGGAGAAAGAGAAAAGAAAAGCGGAGAAAGGGAGAAUCUAGCGUUUCUAAUCGUAGAAUAUAAUUAUCGUACAGGUUUUUUCUCAACACACAGACAUAUCUCGAUAAAAAUUGUCCCAGCUUCUUAGUGGAACGACGAUGUUAAACGCGAUUGAUUAGCAGUGUUUUUAAUCGAAGGCUCGAAACCGAAUCCUGCCGAUCGUGAGAAUCCGAAGGUAUCGAAAUCGAAGGAACGGUUCUGCUCGAUCUUGUUCGAUAACGAGUUGAACUGGUAGAAUGUUAUUGCUCUCGUCUUUCCUCGUGCUCGUAGAAAUCGUCUAGCGUAUCUAUUUUAUUGGGUCGCUGCAUAUCGGAUGGUCUCGAGACGAUUUCAUGACAUAAAAGUGUCGCGACAUCAAUUUUCAAGCUUAAAGUAUUGUGAAAAUCGCCGCGAUAAAGGUUUCGUUGAUAUUUUCGAUACAAAAUGGUUGAUUGGUGAAUUGCAAGAAACCAGGGAGCUAAUUAUUAUUUAGGCAAUGAACGCACAGUAAGAUACGAAAGUUCGGUAAACGAAUCCACCAUUUCAUCUGCGACGACCUAAUAGUUUACGGAAGGAUAUUCCCAUGAAAAAUUAUUUCACACGCGUAUUUCUUCGCGAAAUAAAGUACCUCUUGAGCUUAAAGCGUGAAUAUGUUUUGUACACUUAAACUGCUCAUAUUGCGAAUCGUUAAAAUGAACUUAUUUUACACGUGUCACUUUCACGCGAAGAAAUAUGCUAGUAAUUGUACGUACACGAUUGAAACAGCAUCGGACAACGAAUGAACGUCGUUUUCAAUUCCCGAUAGCCCAGAAAUCGAUCGGUGAUAAACGAAUGUUCUAAAAACGGCGAAUCGAAGAAUCCUCCCAAAAGAAGGACGAAAAUUUAGCGAAACCUUUCGUAAGUAGAUAGACGAGUAGUGGAAAUGUUGGCUCGAAUCAAAAAAAAAUUCCAAACGUCGGAGUGUCUCGUUUUUAAAUAUCGCAUACAUACACUGUACGUUGUAAUCGCGCACAGCGACUCGUUCCUAAAUAUCCGCGACUACGCGCGAGGAUCAUUGGAUCAGGGAUUCAUUUCAAUAAUUUCAAUAAUCAUUUUCGAAAAAGGCCGGACACGUUAGUCCUCGCUCGAUAGACGAUUACUCCCCUGUUUGUACCAGAAACAUUCCAUUAAGAAGCUUGCAGGUAGAAAAUGUAAAAAAAAAAAAAAUAAUAAGAAAAAGAAGGUGACGCGAUCGUACGACGAACGACACCUUCCACGCGCAUAAUUGCUAGAUAGGUAGGUAGGAGUAAAAUGAUAACAAUAAUAAAAGAAAAAAAAAACAAGAAAGAUAACAGGGAGGAAGAAUGAAUGAGCGUGAAACGGACCCAUUUGUUACGUUUCGCGAUAAUGAAUCGGGCUUUGCAAUACGCGUGAUCGUAAGAUCCUAAACUAAUAGAAAAAAAAAACACACACACCCACACACAAAGAGAAUGAGAGAUAUUAGCGUGAUUGUUUGACGAACGGAGAUGGAACGCGUGCGUGUACGUGUGCAUUCGAGUUGUCGUUGAAUCGUUUAAUAUCGUAUGCGACACGCAUCAAACGUUCGUUUAUAUUAUCCGUUCAGACACGGAAAUGGGAAAUUUUAUUGUCAUUUUGUCGUUUAAUUAUUCAUGAAUUAUAGAAGGAUCUUUGGUCGAAGAAAAAUGAAACCUCUGUCUAAAUGGAUAAUAUAAAUCUACUUUAAAACACAGACACACCACUAACUUAUUAAUUGAAAUUAGGCGUAAGCUUGGCGGUUAUCUAUUUAUUAAUGUAAAACUAUUCGUACGACAUAAGUAACGCGACACAGGGGGUUCGGGCGAAAUAAUGGGUUCCAUUUGUUGCGGAUACAGAUUUCCUUCGGUUUGCUAGGAAAAGGAGGUAUUUUCGAAAUGGUAAUUGUUUUUUUAUUAUGUUCAAAUCGAGCGAUUCUGCUGAUCGAUGUUUUCCAUUAUUUGGUCCGACCUCUGAAGUUGAAGAAAGGGGGGAAAGGGAAAAUGGACGCAAAGAAGUGAAAUGAAAGAGAGAGAGAGAGGCGAGAACACAAGAGAAACAAAUUACCGGCCAUACUAAGUUAGGAUUUUAUAUCGUGCGAAUUUAUGGAUGGAAAGAGAACACUUAAGGUACUUUGGUGAAUAAUAAUAAUAAUCGGAGCGAAUGGAUUUACCGUGCCGGGUAUCGAACUACUCGGUACACCGCUUUCUGUCUCCUAUUCUUUUUUCGUUUGUAAUCGAACGCGAACGUCGUAUAUAGUUGUACGGACAAAUUAAUAAUACUCGCUAUCCCUCACGUGUCUACGAUUUAUUUUUCGACUCGUUUUUCCGUGCCAUCGUCGCUCUGUGCCGAAGCGCGAUAUCCUCCUUGAAUUCUUCCAACGAUUCGACCCGAUCGAACGCAACGUACGCUGAAGAAAUUGUUCUGUAUUCAAAUUCUCUGAGAGCUAGGAAUUCUUCGUGCGAAAAUAAAUCGAAAAGUCCUUUGCCGUUUUUCAAUCCGUGGAUUCGCUUUCGAGAUAUGAGCGAUUAAAGAUUGGGAGCGUGACUUCCGGGGUGACUGGACGAAUCACGCGACCGCAGUGGCACCCCGGAAGUCGCGCGCUAGAUUUUUAAUCACUCGUAUCUCGAUAACGAAGCAACGGAUUAAAAAAUGGUAAAAGACUUUUCGAUUUGUUUUUUCAUAUAGAAUCUAUAGCUUUCAUGACGCGUCUUUUGCGAACACGUUUUGAAUUCGGUUUAUUCGAUGGAAGAAUAUACUCAACGAGAAUUCCUGUGCUUGUCGCCUCGUACGCAGAGGAUGUGCUUUCAUGAUGAACAAAAAAUGGCAAGUUUCGCAAAGAGGAGAAUACUGUAGAAACGAUACAAAAUUCCCGAAACAUCGUAUCCUUAAGGCAUUAUAAGCUAGGCAGAUAGAGAAGAUUUUUAUACAAUUUAUAAGGCGAUUUGCAAUCGAUUGAUUUAUCUCGCACGUUUACUUGUUGACCUUUUGUUAUAAUAUACAGCCUUGCUCAAGAAAUCCUAUUAAACGAAUUAAAAAGUUGCGCAAUUUCAACGACCUCGUAGUCAUCAGAUUCGACCAGAUUUCGUAGUCAAAAAGAACGUAUAGAAAAUGUUAAAAACUUCUGCUGGAUCUUUUGAGCGAGUGCUAACGAAGAGGCUGCAUCGAGGAUGCAUCAGCUACUGCAAGAUAUUCUCUCUCGUCGCUCGUCAACUUUCAAUUAACGUGCUUCUGACCCUGUAUUUACGUAUCUCUCUAUUGGAACGAUACAAUUGCACAACAAGAUGAUCACCGAAAAAAAAAACAAAAAAAAAACAAGAAAUUAAACAAUGCUCGAAGGUUGCUCACGUACGUUGACGAUCAACAAUUCCAUUCACGAACAAUGUUCGCUUUAAUGCGCAAAUCAGUGUCCCACUUGUGAGAAACGAGGCUAAUUGCGGCUGGAUAACAUCGUUUCGACACUCUAUGCAUCAAGUCAAAUCUCUGCCAACCUCUCGAGCUAGCCAAACCUCUCCAAUCAGUUGACGCCUUGUUCCCUAACAAUUACCUGCUUCGUCUUUCAAUUUCAUUUGUUAACGUGUUUUGUAAGCAAAAGCUAUAAUUGGAAACCAAUGGAGAGGGAACAUUGUCUUAAGAUAGAAGCGUUGUUUGCAACUGUAAGUCGGCGUACUUUUAGCAAAUUCGAUUUUUGCACAGCCGCAAACUGCAGCGUGACUAACAACGUCCGAUUAGUUAGUAAAAUUUAGUAAAAAUUGUAAAGUAAAAGCGCUUCUUUUCACGCUAUACUAUUCGUUGAGUUACCAUGAUUCUAUAGCUAAGCUUUUUAAUUAUAUUUCUUUUUCCAAUUCUUUGAACGUUAUUUUGCUAAAUAAAAAAAUGAAUCGAACUUAAUACGGAGUCUAAACUCAAUUAAUAUUCGAAUUCUGUUCGAUAUGCGAUCAGAACUCGAUAUUCGAUUAUUCGAUUAUUUGAAAGUAGGAGGACAUUUUUCUUUCGACCAGUAUCCUUAACGCCGAAUUAUCGAUAUUUGUACAGGAAUAUAUUGUUUUUACGAUUGUUUCAGCGAUCUUGCGAUACUCUAUCGAUACACGGAUAUCUCGACAAUGAAAAAAAACUUCGAAAUCGAAAUGUCGUACAUGAGGGAUCCACGAGUCGUGUCUCACGUGAACGAGCUUCGAUUCUGAGUAUCGAUUAUAUGUACUUCGUGUGAAGUCUUUCACUGCAAAAACUUCAAUCUCAAACUAAUCCAUGUAAAAAAA
Osmia lignaria (orchard mason bee) is the source of this 9724-nucleotide messenger RNA. It is a transcript of the gene sff, whose product is annotated as BRSK family serine/threonine-protein kinase sugar-free frosting. NCBI's taxonomy places the organism in Eukaryota, Metazoa, Arthropoda, Insecta, Hymenoptera, Megachilidae. Gene Ontology annotation, cellular component: cytoplasm. Gene Ontology annotation, biological process: protein phosphorylation; intracellular signal transduction. The record is from RefSeq and is a predicted model, not a curated record. Gene Ontology annotation, molecular function: protein serine/threonine kinase activity; ATP binding.